AUGAUUUGUUUUGUUUGUACAGAAAACGCCAACAAAACUUUAGCAAUAUUUGGAGGCGAUGAAGUUAAUUCUAAAAUUGCUGCAAUUAUUGAAAAGCAUCUAUGUCUUAAGCCGCAGAUAAAGGAGGAGCAAGAAACCUUGGAAAUAUGUAAUCUAUGUUGGGAAAAACUUCGAGAUUUUAAUGAGUUUUUUGAAUUUGUUGCUAAAGUUCACCAUGAACAAACGAAGAUCUUGCAUGAGCAGCUAUUGGAGGACACGGGUGGAGAGCAGGAAGAAAAAAACAUCUGGGAAGCGAAUAUAAAAACUGAAACAUUGGAGGAAACUUUGGACAACAAUGUGGAGUUGCAUUUUUUUGAAACUGAAGAUGUCUUUACUGAAAAUCCACUAUUAGACCUAGCACAAGAAGAGGUUAAUGCGAUGGAAGAUUUUAUGAAUAAAGAUGGCAAAAAUAAGAAUGACAAAUCGAAAAUCACCAAAACAAGGAGAUCCAAAAAAUUGUUGAAAAGAGCUAAAAGUCCUGAAUCAAGCGACAAUGAUGACAAUGAUCAGUCAUUAGCUUCUCUGCUGGAAGACAUUAAAAAUGAAGAUAGCGAUGAAUCUUUCGAUGCAAACAAUGAACUAAAAGUUAGUUCGGAAAAGAAAAGGCGAAAAAGAACUGUAUUAGCUCGAACGGAAGUAAAGCGUACAAAAAAAGCAGAUAAAACUAUUGAACCAAAACGUCGAAAGGGACACGUUUUAUUAGAAGAAAAUGAUGGCCUUAUUAAAAAGCAUAUAAAAAUGUUGUGUCAAAUGUGUUCCCAUAUCGGCGAAGAUUUUUCCAAUUUAAUAAAGCAUUACAAAGAUGAACACGUUGGGGUUAAGCCCUACAUAAAAUGUUGUGAACGUAAAUUGGAUUGUCCAUCAGAUAUUUUACAACAUGCUUAUUUCCAUGAAGAUCCUGAACAUUUCAAGUGUCAAGAAUGCGGAAAAACCUUUAUAAACAACUCUGGGCUAAAAGAUCAUUUUAUGAAACAUCACGAACCGGAAGAAAAUUUACCCUACGGCUGUGAUGAGUGUCCGCGUAGAUUUUCAAGAAAAAAUUUACUAGCGCAUCAUAAAGCUAAGCAUAUACCCAAAACAGAAAGAUCACACUUUUGCCAAAUAUGUGCACCGCCGAAAGCAUUUGCUAGUGAAUACAUUUUACAGAUUCAUAUUAAGUCACGUCAUACGAAAGCAUCUAAUAUUUGCCAUGUAUGCGCCAAAGAAAUUCGAGAUAAACAAGCUUUCGAAAAACAUGUAAGAUUACAUUUUGAAACAAGUGGACCACGUAUUAAAUGUCCUCGAGAAGGUUGCGAAAGUUGGCUUAAGGAUGAGGACAAUUUAAAACAGCAUUUAAGACGUUUUCACAAUCAAUCGAAAUACGAGUGUCCUGAGUGUGGGCGGAUAUGUAAAAAUAAACAUUCUUUAACAUGUCAUUUAAGAAAUACACAUUCCACACAAACAUUUACGUGUGAAGAAUGCCAAAAGAGCUUUAAGAGUGCUUUGUCAUUAAAGGAACAUAUGGCUGGCCACACGGGAGAACCUCUGUACAGUUGUCCAUUUUGUACGAGAACCUUCAAUUCCAAGGCAAAUAUGUAUUCACAUAAGAAGAAAGCUCAUCCCAUAGAAUGGGAUUUAGUUAACAAAACUAAAAUGGGUUUUAUAUAAUAUUUUUAUUAUUUUUUAUUUUAACUAAUUAAAAUAUUUAUUAAGAACAAGUAAAAA
Calliphora vicina (urban bluebottle blowfly) is the source of this 1743-nucleotide messenger RNA. Its product is annotated as transcription factor grauzone-like. The record is from RefSeq and is a predicted model, not a curated record. The transcript has 4 exons. Gene Ontology annotation, cellular component: nucleus. Bases 1 to 1686 code for a protein of 561 amino acids. Lineage: Eukaryota; Metazoa; Arthropoda; Insecta; Diptera; Calliphoridae. Gene Ontology annotation, molecular function: zinc ion binding; DNA-binding transcription factor activity.